UUUAGUGCUCAACACUGCCUUCGCGUGCAACCACUGCAACCAACUUAAGAACGAGCUUAAUUAAGAAACUCGUGCACUACUUUAACCACACGCAUGAUGUUUAGUAUAAUUUAAAACUGUACAUAUUAUUAAUAUUUGUAAAUUAAGUUCCAUAGGUAUCUUACGAUGUCACUUCUUCGCAAAGGACAGCAAUGGGGGACAUUCGCAAGGAUUUGGCAUAUUUUCGAUGCAACUUGGCAAGAUCCAUAUCGUAGUGCCCCAUUGAUAAAAAAGUAUCUUAUGGGAUUAUACAAACCCAUUUAUCAUCCUAUGAAUGAUUGUGGAGAUCAUGUAAUAGUAAUAAAUAGCAAGCAGAUUGCCUUACGUGGUGACGAGUGGCAGAAGCGUGUAUACUUCCAUCAUACUACAUAUUGCGGCGGGGCUACUUGGACGCUUGCAUGGGAAUUACAUAGCAAAGAUCCCACUAUGAUUGUUAAGAAAGCAGUUUAUUCUUCAAUGGAUGGAAAUUUGCAAAGAAGAUACACUAUGCAAAGGCUGCACAUCUUUCCUGAUGACAAUGUUCCCAAAGAAAUGUUAGAAAAUGUUAGCAAUCAAAUUAGACAGCUGAGACGCGUACCAGUCAGACUGUACGAUAUUCCGCAGGAACAGCAAGCACAAAUACCUCGACUUAUAAAAUAUCCCGCGGAUUAUGAGUUAAAAUAAAGUUAUACUUUUCAGUUUGCAAUAUGUUGUA
This is a messenger RNA of Ceratina calcarata, 733 nucleotides long. RefSeq names its product mitochondrial ribosomal protein L13 (gene mRpL13). The transcript has 4 exons. The record is from RefSeq and is a predicted model, not a curated record. Gene Ontology annotation, molecular function: mRNA binding; structural constituent of ribosome. Gene Ontology annotation, biological process: negative regulation of translation; translation. Lineage: Eukaryota; Metazoa; Arthropoda; Insecta; Hymenoptera; Apidae. The coding region runs from base 166 to 702 and encodes 178 amino acids. Gene Ontology annotation, cellular component: ribosome; mitochondrial large ribosomal subunit.